Toxoplasma gondii ME49 is the source of this 582-nucleotide messenger RNA. Its product is annotated as EF hand domain-containing protein. The coding region runs from base 1 to 582 and encodes 193 amino acids. Lineage: Eukaryota; Apicomplexa; Conoidasida; Eucoccidiorida; Sarcocystidae. The record is from RefSeq and is a predicted model, not a curated record. The transcript is spliced from 2 exons. Gene Ontology annotation, molecular function: calcium ion binding.
AUGACAAGCCAACUGAGUGGGCUGUGCAGCGUGGGUUGCCCCGUACGAGCGCACAGCCAGGCAGCAGGUGCAGCCGGAUCUUCUGGUUCUGCAGGUGCCGGCAGUGAGUUUGAUCCUCAGAAGUACGAGAGACCCUCGAUGAAACAAGAAGAAAUCGCUGCGCUAAAGAGACUGUUCGACGCGUGCGACACGGAAGGCACAGGCCUGAUUCUCCUUCGCGACCUAAAGCAUCGAAUGCACAAUGCAGGGUAUGAGACGAGGGGUGACGUAAUUGCGGAGAUGCUCAGCCACCUAGAUCGAGACGGUCGUACACGCCUCAAUUUCCGACAAUUUCUGGAUUUGCUAACAACUGACGAGACACCCUACAAAACUCCCCAGGACAUCGCUUGCACAUUUACCCAGUUCGAUCCAGAAGGCACUGGCUUUAUCACACACAAGAUGUUGACACGGACGGCGCGAGAGUUGAACAUGACACCAAACCUCGACAUUGGCGAGAUUCUGGAACGAACAGACGCAGACAAUGACGGCAAGAUAAGCAGGGAGGAGUUUUUCCAUGUCAUGGAUAAGCAAACGUUUCCGUAG